This is a messenger RNA of Meloidogyne enterolobii, 954 nucleotides long. NCBI's taxonomy places the organism in Eukaryota, Metazoa, Nematoda, Chromadorea, Rhabditida, Meloidogynidae. The record is from the annotation of a GenBank genome assembly.
GUCAAGUUUAUUCUGAAUUUCUUAAUUUUUUGUUUUGAUUUAACUUUCUUGUAUUUCAGUGACUUUCAUUGUAAAUUUUUAUCUACGAUGGGAAAGCGUUCUGGAAUCACAAAAGGUGGGAGGAUGAUGAAUCCGGCUGAUAGAGAACGUAAACAGAUGCGUGCCAAAGAACUUAAACGAAACAAAAAGCAAAGAAAUGCUGUAAGGCAAGCAAUGGUUAAAAGUCGUGAUCCUGACGAAUUAAUUGAACAAAUGAGCCGUUUAGAUGAACAAGAAUUUGACCCACAACGUGUACUUUCCCUUAAUGUUAUUCAAGAAAAAAGAAAUAAACUUCGUGCAUCUUAUUUUCAAAUAAUUAAUUUAUGUCGUCAAGAGAAAGAAGAGAAGAAAGUGAAAAAUUUGGAGCGGAUGCUUUAUGAAUAUGAAGUUGAACGUGCUCGAAAAGAAGAAAAUUUUCGGGCAAUGCUUUUCUCGCAAAGUGAAAAUUUUGAAGAAAUUCCUCUUCCGACUGGUGCCAGUGCCCCUGAUGCAGCUAAUACACCUUAUUCUGUUAAUUCUAUACAUGGAAUUGGAUUUGGGCCUCAAAUGCCUCAAUCAGCGAUGAAAGUUGGAAUUUUGAAAAAGCCGGUUUCUAAUGCUGUUAAAAAGAAGCAUAAAUAUCCACCAGGACCUCCGCCUGGUUUGCCACCCCAUCUAUACGCUAGUGAGGAUGAGGAGGAAGAGGAAUAUGAUGAAGAAGAAGAGAGUUAUAGAGAAGAAGGAAGGAGGAGAAGAAGAGUCAGAUUUGGAAAUCGGCCACUUAAGGACGCUUUUGAUGAAGCUGCUGAACAUGUUGAUGGGGAUGAAAAUUAUGAAGAUGAAGAUUAUGCACCUGUUGAGAGUAUGUUUUUAUUUAUAAUAAAGAUGUCAUUAUACAUUAAGGGCGUAGCUGUUGUAUCUAUUUCAGGGGGCUAA